UUUUUUCUCACUUCGCCCUGCUUCUUGUCGGCGAUAUAGCGUUUGACAAUGAGACAAUAGGAAGGAGACUUUCGCUGACGAUACCCAGCUUGAAUCUCCGCGUCCUUCCAUCGGUCGCACUCAUGUACCGAAAACGCAAACGACGCUUAUAGCAUUUCCGAACGGAGACGGUGAGAGAGUCUCUGUGACCAGCACAUCAUGUCUCCGCCACUGGCCGAGCUGUGCACCCUUCUAGUUGGCAACGCCUUUGGCGACCUUGCUGCUCGAAUCUUCAUUACCCUGGCCGAACACGGUCGCAUGCACCUUCCCGCCCUCCGCCGCAUCUCCGCCAUCCCCCUGCGUCGCCUCAAAGUCGGCCUCACCACCCUCAUCCAACACCACAUCGUUCUCUACUACGCCGAAGAUGAAGAUGCCCCCACCUUCUUUCAGCUAGACUGGACUGCCGCAUACUCCCUCAUUCGCUGUCAUAAAUUCCUCCAAGCCAUAGAAGAGAGGGAAGGCGUGAUUGCUAAAGGACUGGUUGCCAAUGUGCUUCACCUUGGACACACCAGUGUUGGCAAUCUCGCGGAGGAGUAUGGCCUGCUUCCCACCUCCAAGCGUGACAGUGGCAUCGAUACUGGCGAAGAGCACGUAGCCGAUCAUGACAUGGUCAACGGCACUGCCCAGAAUGGAGAAGCGGAUCAUCCAGCGAAAGACAAGAUCACCCUGGCUGACUUCCACACCACCCUCCGUCGCCUACUAAAGCAAGGCAUCCUCGUCAAAGUCAACGAGCGCACAUUCGUCCCUUACGCGGACUUACAAGAAGAAAUCAAAGAGACCGUGAUUGCCGAGGACUUUCCCGAUGGCAAGAUCACCGGCUCGAAGAAGUCGAAGGAGUUUCAAGAGAAGGUCAACACUCUCAAGCGCAAAUAUCAGGAUGAAGAUGCCUAUUCGGACACCCGAGAUAUAGGCUCUCAUGGUGAGAUCAUGCGCUCUGACACGGCCGAACCGAAGAACAAGCGCCUCAAGCCCAACUAUCUUUCCAACGGCACGCACCACCACGCGGGCAUGGCCGAGAGUAACAUUGAGGCAAUCAAUGGAGCCAUCGACAAGCUUCCGAACGACAUGAUAGUGCGAGUGAACUUCGAGAAAGUCACCGUCUUGAUUCGCAACCGAUGUUUCGCGCAAAUGGCCACCUCCUCUCUCGGUCCCGUUACAGGCGCUGUUUAUGCUGCCUUACUCCGAGCCCUUGAGGACCACGCCGUCGCGUUGCGCCGCGAUCCCAAGAUCUAUCAGGACAGGAACGAGGACGAAGACGAGGAGAAUGAUGACGAUGAUGACGACACAGAUCCUUUGCCUGCUGUCACCGACAUCGAAGUGGAGAAGUAUCUCGACCAGUCCAUCGAGCCUGCGGAUGAUGAUGGGCCUCCUCCAAAUCUCCCCAAUGGGAGUGGCGGUGACCAUGACCAUACAGACUCGAACGCAGUCGACGGUACCGCUAAUCCGGUCCUCGCUGCAAUCGAGCAGGAACACUUCUCCGACUCCGAGAUUGACGAAGGCCCGGGCAUGAUCAACCUCCUCAAACGACGCAGGAAACGUCUCGCUCUUAUCGACACACACCUGGAGAUCCUCUCCGAACACGACAAAGCCUUCUGCAUGCGCUCACCCGCCAGCGCCAGAACGUCCGCCAAGACCUACGUUGACUUCUCCCUCAUCGGCGGCAGUCUCGUGGUGGAUAACAUCGACGCGAUGGUCCUGGCGCGCCACGGGCACAUCGCGCACCGCACCGUGCGCAUCAUCCGGCAAUUCGAGAAACUCGACGAGAAGCCCAUUUCGCAAAUGUCGCAGCAGCCAUUCCAGUCCGCGUGCGCCCUCCUCACCAAGCUCUCGUACAACGGCAUCGUUGAAAGCCAAGAGCUUCCCAAGGAUAAUAGACGCGUCCCUAACAGUGCGCUCUAUCUUUAUUGGGUCGACGAUGACCGUAUUCGAAGGAAUCAGUUGAUGCGUGCGUAUCAGGGCAUGGCGCGCAGUCUGCAGCGCUUGAAGUCCGUGAGAGAGGGGAGGUUCCGCGGCGUGAUUGAGAAGGCGGCUCGCAUUGGCAUCUCGACCGACGAAGAGAUUGCCGAAUCGGCGCUGCUGAGUUCUACGGACAAGGAGGAGCUGAAGAAGUGGAGGGAGAUGGAGGAGACGUUACUGGUGCAGGUGGACCGCCUGGAUGAUAUAGUCGGCGUUUACCGGGAUUACAGUGGGACGGAUGCGUCUCUCAUGAUGAUGUGA
Messenger RNA from Neohortaea acidophila, 2256 nucleotides. Its product is annotated as RNA polymerase III subunit RPC82-domain-containing protein. Bases 199 to 2256 code for a protein of 685 amino acids. Gene Ontology annotation, molecular function: single-stranded DNA binding. Lineage: Eukaryota; Fungi; Ascomycota; Dothideomycetes; Mycosphaerellales; Teratosphaeriaceae. The record is from RefSeq and is a predicted model, not a curated record. Gene Ontology annotation, biological process: DNA-templated transcription. The transcript has 4 exons. Gene Ontology annotation, cellular component: RNA polymerase III complex.